GGCCGUGCUUCUGUGAGGGUUCCGGUGAUUGGUUGGCGAUUUUUCUUUUUCGGAGUGGGGGGGUGGGGGGCAGUGUGUGUGUGUGUGCGUGCGUGCGUGCGUGCGUGCGUGCGUGUGUGUGUGUUCGUGUGAGCCUCACGUUCAGGCAAAGAGGGGCGACUGGAGGGGAUCACUUCCAUGGACCAUCUGUCUGCCGCGGCUCAACAAAGAAGGAGGACGCAGGAUGGUGUUAGUCCAUGUCGGAUAUCUGGUUCUCCCCGUCUUCGGCUCGGUUAGAAAUAGAGGAGCACACUUCACCAGGCACCAACACAGCCAUGCUACCUCCUGCCGACACUUUCACCUGGGCGCCCCGCAGGCGCCCAUCUCGGCCGAGUUCCCUUUAGGACACGCCGGCCAGCCCGCUCAGACGGGCCUGCCCAACCACCUCCCCCCCGCACACCAUCCACCCCUCGCUACCUUGCCCGCCGCCCCGCAGUUCCAGGACGUAUCGGGGCCUCCGUUCCUACCUCAGGCCUUACACCAGCAAUACCUCAUCCAGCAGCAGCUUCUAGAGGCGCAGCACCGCCGGAUUCUCCCACACUCCAGAAGGAACCAGGAGCGGGUUCCCCUCAACCCGCACAGACUGCGCUCCGCCUACGAGUACUCCCCACCCCUCCACGCCCCGCAGCCGGUGACACAGCAGCCCAGGUACCUGGCUGAAGGCACCGACUGGGAUCUCAGCGUUGACGCCGGCCUCCCUCAUCACCAGUACCACCUCCAGCAGCUGCCGCAGCACUACCAGCACUACCUGGCCUCCCCCCGAAUGCACCAUUUCCCCCGGAACACGUCUUCUGCACAAGUGGUUGUGCAUGAAAUCAGAAACUACCCGUACCCCCAGCUGCACCUGUUGGCAUUGCAAAGUCUGAACCCUUCCAGGCAUGCUACUGCGGUGCGGGAGAGCUACGAGGAGCUUCUUCAGUUGGAAGACCGGCUGGGCAGUGUGAGCAGAGGUGCAGUGCAGACCACCAUCGAGCGAUUCACCUUCCCACACAAAUACAAAAAGAGGAAGCCCUUGCAGCUGAAGCUCGGGGAAGAAGAGGAGGAGACGGACGUGGAUGAGAAGUGUACAAUUUGCUUGUCCAUGCUGGAAGACUGCGAGGAUGUCAGGAGGUUACCCUGCAUGCACCUCUUCCACCAAGGCUGCGUGGACCAAUGGCUGGCGACCAGCAGGAAGUGUCCAAUCUGUCGCGUUGACAUCGAGACACAGCUGAACGCCGACAGCUGAUGAUAUUUUCUACCCCCACGCCAUUUCCUACCCCGCUCCUGCUUUCUUCCAUCCUCCUCCUCUUCUCACCCCCCACCGGGUGCUUUUGCCAAAUGUCUCCUAACUUUUGAUGUGAGAUCUUUGUUUUCUUUUGGACUCUCGCUUUACUGAUCCAAGCCAAGGAGUAGAAGUGCAAGAGAACUCUGUCUCGGUCCCCCCCGCCCCCCCCCCCCCCCCCCCACCCCUUUCACUCUUUCUACAGAACACAAGCACAUCCGCACACACUAACAAGUCGUGUACACAGGGUUUCAUUGUAGCUUGCUGGUUUUACGUGGUGACCGUGCUGGUGGUAGUGUGGUGCAGGGGUUCUCAAACUUUUUCGGUCCAGGAACCCUUUACAGAGGAGAUUUUUUUAAACCCACCCCCCAUAAUCAAUUAAGCAUAACUUCCAUGUGUACCUCUAAAUGUCACAGGAGUGAAAAAGUUGCCUGUUUGCGAGGGGAAAAAAAAAAAAGUUACAAAUUCAAUGUUUUCGAGACAGACAAAAAAGUUGUAAUGUUAUGAGAAUUAAGUUGCAAGCAGUAAUCGUUCCAAGAAAAUAAUGUAUUUUGUCGAGAUAAAAAGUUUACGUCUUAUAACAAUAAAGAUAAAGUAUAAUAAGUUUAUGAUAUUAAAGUCUGUGUAACAUGAAAAUAAACAUCUUCUAAAUUUGACACACCACAUAGAUAAGUGUUGUUAACAACCCUGCAAAUUUAAAUAAUAAAAAAUACUUCAUCUUUCUUAUGCCUACACAUCCUUACAUGUUUUAGCCACAAAAAUAUAUCUGCUUAAAGGCUCCGGUGGCUAAAAUAUAUCCCACCGGGUCGUCACGGGGCUUUCUAUGCUGCAACGAGCCACAAGCUUCCUCCCUUAGGAAUUAUAUAAUGACACCGAGCUGCUCUGUAAAUUGUGACAUCCAGUGAAGAUGUAUUUUCAGUGUGUAGGCAUUGCUAGCUAGCAAACUGCACGCUGUUGCCGAAGAAAUGGGCCUCGUAAUUAUAAUAAAAUGAUUCCCAAUUUCGCUGGAAAAGCACUGAUGCAAACAGAGGCACUCAGUUCUUCUAUAGUGGGGGAUGGACGGCGGGAGGGAGGGACUCAUGCCAGAUGCCCACUCUGCAGUGUUUUAGCCACGGGCCAAAAAAUGUGGAAAGUUGAAAUGGUAAAAAAAAUUUAACGCUGUAGCUCUACAAUUUAGUACUACAUAGUUCUAGUCUUUGCACAUUUUCAGCAAUUAUCUUCAAAGGUGUAAUGUAUUAAGAAACAAAUCUCAGAAUUCACUUUACAGGGUCUUUAACAUCAACGUUUAAGGAUGAAAGUCAUAUUUUAAAAAGUGAAUUUAAAAGAAAAUAUAAUUUAUUCUCACAAUAUUAUGCCUUUAAUCCAAGGAAAUUAUUCUCUAAAAGAUGGGACUAUAUUCUUGAAAAAGAUUAACCCCUUUGUUCUUGGAAAAAUGUCUUUAUUCCAGGAAAAAUAGUAAUCAUAAUUAAAAAAAAAAAAACGUAAUUCAGGCAAGCAUGUCAGAUUUAUGUGAUGAUACAUCACAGGCAUAUCAGAGCUUUUAAUUGGCCCAAAGCUAACAUAGGAGGGAGUAAUUGUUAGUUUUUUUUUGUUUUUUUUUUGCACUUUUUUUCCAGUGAUAUAAUAAUUUUUUUCGUGAACACCCAAGCUCUAGCUCACAGACCCCAGAGGGUCCGGGGACCCCAGUUUGAGAACCACUGGAGUGUAGGCGCCUCCGGGCUGUGUAGCAUUUCCUUAAAGCCAUGACUUUAACGUCCCAUCGCGACUUGGCUCUCUUUCUAGAUUCUCUAUGACUCUUCUCUCUUUUUCCUUCUUCCUGGAAUACAAAAAUGUCAUGUUUACCUUUUAUGAUCGUAGAGUAGCAGCAAACCUGUGUGGCGUGCCGCCGCCCCGCGUGCCAUCUCUGGCGUGUUUUAAAUCUAUCGUGCAGCUUUUACUUUUUGGAAUCAUGUCGACGCCGCCGGCCGCCGAGCUGCCCAACAAUUACAGUUCAAACUAAGACAUGAGUUGCAAGAGGGUUGCCAAAAGAAAAAGUUGGAACCUUUCCAUGGGAAAUAAUGGGUAGAAAUGUGUUGUUUAUUUUAGAACGAUUUUAUUUGAAAUAUUAAAAAUGAUUAGUUAAUUCUUAUAUGCUGUAAAUAAUAAAAAAUAAAAAAUGUGAAGUUAAUUUGAUUAUUAAUUACAGUUCUUAUUUUUUUUAUUUUAUUAAAAAUAUUCUUAAAACUAUUAAUUAAUUUCUAGUUAGCGUCUUCAGGGGCUGAUGGAAGAUUUUUCGCCUAGACCGUUUUUCCCGAGCAAAAUACAUUCAUCAACGGGGGUGCAGGGUGGGCUUUUUAAUGCCCACCAAAAAACGUUUGGAUGCACGCCCCUCGUCAUUACUUUUUCUCAAGUUAUUUUUUAAAUUAUUAAUUGUAUUGUUUUAUUUUAGACUAUUAUUACAAAUUAUUAGUUCCUCCCCAUUAAUUGUUUCUUUUUUUCUGUACUCGUUCCCAAAUUCUUCGGCCCAACUCCCCAUGGAAAGUUUCUGGCCAAUUUCCCCGCCCUCUUUUGCGACUUGAGCUGCCAAAAAAACUUUGCAUGCGCGCUAGCCUUGUCGCGCACAUUAGCACAACGCUUCCUUCCGGUAAACGUGAAUUACAGGAUGCUUAUUACAACAAAGCCAAAAAAAACAAAACAAAAAAAAAAACAUGCUGUAAAAUGGACGCUAUCUUGCGCUGUUGCAGUAUAGUUGUACUAGUAGUAGUAGUAGUAUGCGGGGAGCUUUAGCUCUACCCUCGUUAGCUUCAGAUCGAAAACUGCAUGAGUUUGUCGUCCCGGCAGCUUAAAACUAUGAAGAUGGCGUCCUCCCCCCCCAACGCUAAAGAACAAGCACAGGCUUCUUAUUAGCUCCUACGUGAAUGAGUGUUUUUUUCCCCCUUGCCUUGUGGUUGCUAUGCCGGUUGCUAUGCUGUAUUGCUGUAGAAUGUGACGUGCGACGGAGGCAGCCUCUCUCUCGCAGUGCACAAACAACGACACAAUGAAUUCACAUUUAAACGUGAUGCUGCCCUUUACGCACUGUGAUAGUCCAUUAUGUGUAUUAUAAUUUUUUUAUGUUGUUGUUUUUUUUGUCUUGUGCACUGCCAGUGUCGACACUGCCUCCUCCUGUGAUGACGAAGUGUUCAUAGUUUACACAGGGUGUUGUCCAUUGAGAUGCCUUAAGUAUUUAACAAUCAUAAUUUAUUACUAACUGUAGAUAUGGUGGCUAUUUAAUUUUGUAUUUUUUGUUUUUGUUUUAGUCGAAGGGAAUUAUUUAUUUGGACACACACACACACAAAUGCUAUAAAAGAAGAAAAAAAAAUUACCUCAUCUUUUGCAUUGUCUCCAGUGCUUUGCAUGCAGCUGUACGGGAAAACACUAAAGGUAUAUUUACACACAAAAAAAUAUUAUUGUUAGCACUGCUGCUGCUGCUCUCUGUUAAAGGCUCCCCCUCCAUCCUCCAGUGGUGCUGUGGAUCUCGCUGACAUUCCAUCCCAUGCAACACUUGCCAAUGCUGUGACUUAAUAUUUACUGCAAUGGAGUCGACUGGUUCUUCUUAUUAUAAUUUCUUUGCACUGUUAAGAUAAGGGAACCCUUUCACUGGCAACUCUGUACUUUUCAAUAUUUACCGUAUCUCCCCCCCCCCAAACAUUUACUGUGUAAAUCAGUGCCUCGGUUUUUGUGUUAUUUCCACGUGAUAAGCCUUAACGGUUGCUUCAAUGGAUGAGCCAAGAUAACAGAAAAAGCCAUUGUCGGCCGGUCAUGUCGGGGGGUGGGGGUGGGGGUGGGGGUGGGGGUUCGGGAUAGCCCCAACACCAGUUUCAUCAAUUGACAUGAAAUUAGGUGGACGUGUCGAUUAUAACAGAAUACAUGAAAAAGUCUCAAGGACCCGUGACUGAAAUUGUAAAGGAAGUCAACCAUUUGGGUUAAAUUCCAAUGCUCCCCUGGAAAGUUUGAAAAAAUUAUCCCCCGACACCAGUUGCACCCAUCGACUUGAAAUUGGGCGGACGUGUUGAUCAUAACAAGCCGCACAAAAAAGUCUCAAGGGCCCAUGCCUGAAAUUGUACAGGAAGUUGUCUAUUUUUGGUGAAUACCCCAGCGAAUACCCCAGCGAAAAAAAUUAGCCACAGCCAGUUUCACCAAUCAACAACAAAGUAGGUGGACAUGUCUAUCAUAAGAGGAUGCACGAAGAAGUCUCAAAGACCCAUGCCUGAAAUUGAACAUGUUGCUAGCCAUUUUCUUGCAAAAGUGCGAGGGCCCGUUGGUGGCUGCUUGUUUUGGAUUGUUCAUGUAUCAGAGCUUUAGAUCUUGUGGAAAUAAUGAUUUACCAACAGAAAGGCACACUUUUUUUCCUUUUUCAUCCCUCCUCUCAGUUUCCUUUGACAGUGUACGGAAAGUUUUAAAGCACAACUGCAUGUUUUCUCAGGUUUCAAUACACUGAUUCAAUGGCUUGAGAUUGAAUUUGCAAAUAAUGUAUUUUUUAAAUGUCUUCAUUGUGUUGCUUGAAUCCGGACAACACAUGGAAAUAUCUCCCCCCAAAAUAAAAGAGUGCCAGUGAAAGGGCUGCCACCAUCCUUGUGUGUGUCUAUAAAUCUGCUGUUUUAGCCGUGACUGCGCAAUGUUUUUCAAUAUAGGAUAUUUUAUCUGAAAAUAGAACUAUUUAUCAUUAAUAAAGCAAUAGCGCAUUAAUGUUGAUGAGUGUGUGCGACGUGGAUGAGCAUAUUGCGAAUACGUGUUAGAUUCACGCGUGGUGGAAUUUUUUGUACCUUAUUUAUUCUUACUACUAAUGAUGAUGAUUUAAAAAGUGGCAUUGCUAAACCCAAACUUUUUUUUUUAAUUAUUAUUGUUUCAUGGCUUGUAUAUUAUCCUUUUGUAUGUGCUCUUUUUGUAAUAAAAUGGUAAAAAAUAUA
Messenger RNA from Phyllopteryx taeniolatus (common seadragon), 6225 nucleotides. It is a transcript of the gene ark2ca, whose product is annotated as arkadia (RNF111) C-terminal like ring finger ubiquitin ligase 2Ca. The record is from RefSeq and is a predicted model, not a curated record. NCBI's taxonomy places the organism in Eukaryota, Metazoa, Chordata, Actinopteri, Syngnathiformes, Syngnathidae. The transcript has 8 exons. Gene Ontology annotation, molecular function: zinc ion binding; ubiquitin protein ligase activity. Bases 224 to 1264 code for a protein of 346 amino acids.